UGCUCACAGUGGCACUAAGGAGAUGUUGACGCCCAGGUAGACAUUAUCACUUACACACAUAACACUUAACCUAGACAAGUUUUCAGAGAAGGGGAGAGCGUAAAAAAAGCAGUAUUUGCAGGUUAAUUAUCUGGAUAGAUACUCUGCGUGAUCUGGAUUGCUUACACACCUGUGUGAGUGUCUCUGGAGAAUGUAGCUGCAGCCUGUUAGCCAGGCCACAGGACACACACCAACAUGGGAGAAGCUCAGAAGGGCUUACUCUCUGUCAUAGAGAAACUGAAAGGAUCCACAGAUCAGGAGGUCAGGAUAGUGCUGCUGGGUUUGGACAACGCAGGCAAGACAACACUGUUGAAAAGCCUGGCCUCGGAAGACGUGAACACCAUCACACCAACACAGGGCUUCAACAUAAAGAGCGUGGCCUCUCAUGGCAUGAAACUCAAUGUUUGGGACAUUGGAGGACAGAGGAAGAUCAGACCAUUUUGGAAGAAGUAUCUGGAAAACACAGACCUCUUGAUUUAUGUUAUUGACAGCGCAGACAAGAAGAGGUUUGAGGAGACGGGAUUGGAGCUGUCUGAGCUGAUCGAUGAAGAAAAUUUAAAGGGCGUUCCAGUGCUCAUCUUCGCCAAUAAGCAAGAUCUGGCCACAGCGUCACCGGCUAGUGAGAUUGCUGAGGGGCUCAACCUGCACACGUACCGGGACCGCGAGUGGCAAAUUCAGGCAUGCUCGGCUGUUUCUGGGGAGGGAGUGCAGGACGGCAUGAACUGGAUUUGCAACAACAUUGUGAACAAGAAGAAGUGAAGACCAAUCCCAAAAUAACACUGACCAGAAUGAAUCAGAGCAUCAGCAACACAGAAUGUGAUUUGUAUCUUUCACGUCAUUUAAUUAUGAUGCAUUCAGCUGACUUCAUAGAUUGGAAUAACUGUGUUUUUAUGAAUUUUUAUUUUUAUGAAUGUUUUACAAAGGUAGUCAAUAUGAAGAAGUACCUAAUUCUAAUUAGUAUCAGUAUUUUAAGUAUCAACAUUGUUUUGAAAUUAAACAUUUUGGCUGUGUUCCUUUAUGCUGCAGUGACCAAGGAAAGUGUGUAGCAUUGCUGUAGCAGGUUGUGUGUGUGUGUAACGUGCACAUUUUGACAAUAAAAUUAGUUAAUUUCU
This is a messenger RNA of Poeciliopsis prolifica (blackstripe livebearer), 1151 nucleotides long. RefSeq names its product ADP ribosylation factor like GTPase 3, like 1 (gene arl3l1). Gene Ontology annotation, cellular component: microtubule cytoskeleton; cytoplasm. Lineage: Eukaryota; Metazoa; Chordata; Actinopteri; Cyprinodontiformes; Poeciliidae. The coding region runs from base 235 to 798 and encodes 187 amino acids. The record is from RefSeq and is a predicted model, not a curated record. The transcript has 6 exons. Gene Ontology annotation, biological process: cilium assembly. Gene Ontology annotation, molecular function: GTPase activity; GTP binding.